This is a messenger RNA of Trematosphaeria pertusa, 656 nucleotides long. RefSeq lists its product as uncharacterized. The transcript has 2 exons. The record is from RefSeq and is a predicted model, not a curated record. Lineage: Eukaryota; Fungi; Ascomycota; Dothideomycetes; Pleosporales; Trematosphaeriaceae. Bases 1 to 591 code for a protein of 196 amino acids. Gene Ontology annotation, molecular function: protein binding.
AUGUCACGAAGCUAUGAGGGUGAUGAUCGCAAGAGGAGCGAACCACAUAUCCUGGUCGAAGCAGGUGCGGAUGCGGAUAAUGGACUCAACCCUCUGCAUGCGCUCAUCGGCGGCUGGACGGACAUGAAGGAGCAAUAUGCCAUCCUUGACGCCAUAUUAGAUCACUCUCGAGACGUCGCCGCGCUUUUGGAAAGCACCGACUCGCGCUCAGGCAAGCACACCCUUCACCUCACCGCCGCCAAGAACGAGGGACGGCUAAUCCGACAUUUGCUCGCUCGGCACCCGUCCCCAUCCAGGCUGGUGAACCUAGCAUCAGCUCUCGGUUUCGACGGGAAGACUCCACUGCAUGAGACAUGUUAUUUCAGGUACUCUCUCGCGGCCACUCCCUUCAUCGACUCCGGCGCCGAUGUGAACGCCGUCUCAUUGAAACCAAAACUAGCCCCCGUGCACAUAACGGCCUCGCACCAGUCUGACGCAUUCCACGGCUUCUUUGGCAUGGCGCAGAUCCAAAUGCCACAGAUGGCUGUGGCAAAACUGCGCUUCAUCUGGCAGCAGAGCAGGACUGGACGCAAGGAAUGGAGGUUGUACUGAGACAUGGAGGCGAAAUUGACGCGAUUGACGACUUGCAAGAGACUCCGCUAGAUACGACACUGAGG